Messenger RNA from Pelodiscus sinensis (Chinese soft-shelled turtle), 737 nucleotides. The record is from RefSeq and is a predicted model, not a curated record. NCBI's taxonomy places the organism in Eukaryota, Metazoa, Chordata, Testudines, Trionychidae.
UUGCUCUUUUUUUUUUCCAGGAGAUUAUUUGGUGACAAUUGAGGAGAAAAACAAUGCCACCUUCCUACGAGCUUACAUGAACUGGAGAUGCAUGUCAACAGAGAACACUCGCGUUUGUGUCCGGAUGGUGGGUCACAAAAUAGAAGAGUCGUACAAUGAAUCUUCUAAAGUCCAGAUGUCAAUUAUGGAAAUGCCUCUUUCAGACCCACCGUUGUGCAUUUCGUGUUGUCCAGUAAAUGGAGAUCUUCUUGUUGGCUGCAAAAAUAAACUAGUCAUGUUCUGCUUGAAAUAUCUUGUCUUAAAUCAGGAUCUGACUGUAUUGGACUUUGAACUCUCCUUAAUUUUGCACAUUGAUAAUAUCACCCCUACAGAAGUAGCAUUUUGUGCUGGGUACAUAGCUGUAACUACGGAAUUGGAUGUUUUAAUCCUGAAGCUGGAAUCUGUUCAGAAAAGUUCAGAUAAUACUGAACUAUAUGUAAAUCAAAUCAGAGCAGCAGAAAAGCUUGUAGAUGAAGGUAUAAAAGAUGAAGUUCCUUCAGCGUUUUCUUCCCAGCUUGAAACGGAUGACUUUGUCAUCUGUCAGAGGCCUAUGGAACUACUUGGGGAGGAAAGUAGACUAUGCGGAAUACUGGUAACACUGGAAUCAGUAGCGUUAGCUAAGGAAGACACCGAAUGUUUCCAAGUGCGGUACCUCCUAUUCAGGUAAUAAAAAUUGCUCCGGUGUAGUCCUAUACUAU